Pyrgilauda ruficollis (rufous-necked snowfinch) is the source of this 2432-nucleotide messenger RNA. It is a transcript of the gene BID, whose product is annotated as BH3 interacting domain death agonist. The coding region runs from base 984 to 1535 and encodes 183 amino acids. Gene Ontology annotation, biological process: positive regulation of extrinsic apoptotic signaling pathway; positive regulation of intrinsic apoptotic signaling pathway; apoptotic mitochondrial changes. The record is from RefSeq and is a predicted model, not a curated record. Lineage: Eukaryota; Metazoa; Chordata; Aves; Passeriformes; Passeridae. The transcript is spliced from 7 exons. Gene Ontology annotation, cellular component: mitochondrion; cytosol; cytoplasm.
GCCGCGCUCCGAGACUCGGGGCUGCGCGGCCCCGCCCGGGAAGCGCCGGUGGCCGCGGCGGGGCUGGGGCGAGUGUCGGGCCCGCUGGCUCCUGGCCCGCGGGGCGUCAGCGCCGAGGCCGGAGGAGCCGGCUGCAGCUCCAGCCCCCUAAGCCGGGGGGUGAAGUGACCCUGCGGGGGUCCGUGUGCGCGUUCUGCUUUUUCUUCCGGCUGCUGGAAGCUCCUCUGCCUCCCCGCCGAUCUCCCGGUUCCUUUCUGCCCGCCCAAUCCGGCCUUGCGUUUCAGCGGUGCGGUUGUUUCUUCCUUUGCUCCGUUUCCCGCGGGAUCCGGCCGCUCCGCGCCUCCCCUCGUCCCCGCUUCUGUCGCGGACCGGCCUCCCUCCCGCUCAGGCGGUAUUUCCUAAAACCACGGAAAGUUCUCUCUGCCUUUGGGCUGAGUGGUGAAGUGCAGCAUCUCGCCCUCAGUUUCUGGUGAGAGCUGUCGGACACGAGCGGUGUUGGCCGGGCAGUGGAAAGAGUUAAUGCUGUGGAGGGACCCCUGAGCCUCGCAGCAGCGGAGGCAUGUGGGAGUGGCAGCUCCAGCGGGAAGGCAAGGCAAGGAUUUCUAAAUCCUUGAAGAGGAAGAAAGAGCAGGUUUAGAAAGAGCAGGUGAUUUGUACAGAUGAGUCAGUUCAGCUCAGCAGAGCCUUUCUCUCUGCCUCCUUGCCUUCGCCGAAGCUGAAGCUGUCUGUGGCUGCCUGUUGACGUGGUGAGCCUUCGGCUGGCCCUUUGUUUCCCCUCACAUUCCCGGUGACACACGGACGUGUUGGAUUCAGGCAAAGUCAAGCCCUGAAGAAAAGUCACCCUGACCUGUUUCAGAGCCCCUUCAGGUCCCAAAGAACAGGACAGAGGACUCUCCCCAGCCAGGACACUCCUUAGGGUAGAGGACGAGGAUUUCUGGUCUGAAGCAGAGGGUGACGUGAGCUGCUCUGUCCCUGAAUCCAUUAUGGAACAGAUUAAUGGACCUCUUCAGAUGGAGCACGCAUUGCUGUUCGCCUUCCUGGAGGUAUCCUCUGACUGUAAGUUCAAAGACCAGCUGCAUUCCCUGCAAAGCCAGCAGAUCAUGUACCAAGGAAACGAUGACGACGAGCUUCAGACCGAUGGCAAUCGGAGUGGCCACUUCCGGAAUGGUGAGCUAGGGUUGCCUCCAACAAAUGAAGAGGUUAUCCGGAUCAUUGCUGCUCAGCUCGCUGAGAUUGGAGACCAGUUUGAUAAAGAAAUCCAAGAAAGAGUGGUAAAUGGCCUAGUGCAGCACUUUAUGAAUGAGAAUCUGUCUGAGGAGGACAUAACCCGGCACAUGUCCAGGGUAGUGAGAGAGCUUAUCCGAGCCAUCCCCGCAGACAUGGAACAGGAGAAGGCCAUGUUGGUGCUAGCAAUGGUCUUGACUAAGAAAAUUGUGAAUACAGUGCCCUCCCUUCUACGCCGUGUCUUUAACACCACUCGGAACUACAUGAACCAGCAGUUCCACAACUACAUUGUUGAAAUGCUGGGUGAGUGAGCUCUCCAGGCCUGUGCAGAGCAUGGGAAUUGCUGAAGACUUUCCUUGCUGGAUGAAGAUGACUUGAUUUAUUCUUAACUUCUGAAAUACAGCUGUGAAAGAGAUGGCAGAGCUUCAUAGAUAGGCUUUUGUAGACUAGCACAGCAGUAAUUGUAGUGUGAGCUGCCUGCCAGCUCUGCCAGUACCUGUAGGGAGUAGUGUUUGCCUCUCUCUUUUCACACUAUUUUUUAAUUUAGCAGCAGCAGCUUUUGUGCAGAGCCUGCCUUGUGCCUCCACAGGCCCAGUGGGCCCGGGGCCUGUCCUCUGUGUUUUUUCUAAGCAGCUGUAGCAUUUUGCUUUAGUUAUUCACUUCCCAGCCCUGCUCCUGAAGCUGAGCCAUGCUGAGUGUUGUUUUCAGGAAGGCCUCAGGCUAUGGAAUGAUGGUUCAUCAGUGGGGGUUCAUCAUUGGUGGUUCAUCAGUGGGGGUGGGUGGGAAUCAGGUUUAUCUUGAUGAGAAGCUGGCAGCAAGAGGCAACAGAGCCAUGAGGGAUAGAGGGGAGUGUGCCCAGAGAAGGGUGACACGAGGAUACCUCAGUAUCAACCACCAUACACCUCUGUUUGCCUGAAAAAUAAAACUGACAGAAAAAAAUGUAAAGAAAAGGGCAAGGUAGGCACAAGGAAAGUUUUUUGAGAAUGCAACCUGAAUAUGCUUAAGAAAAAGUAGUUACAUCUCAGGCUGAACAAACUUGGACUCAGGUUGUUUGAUACACAAUCAGACAAGGUGGCAAAUGUGUCACCUGUCAUCCAGCUGCCUCAGGACUUUUCCAAGAAUGUAAAUAUUUUGUAGGAUUUUUUAACUUAAAUAAAAAUUUCAUUCAGAUGGCUACUACAGCUCUGCAGACUUUCAGUCUCCACCUG